Molecule: messenger RNA, 951 nt
Organism: Antrostomus carolinensis (chuck-will's-widow)
Lineage: Eukaryota; Metazoa; Chordata; Aves; Caprimulgiformes; Caprimulgidae
Gene: DRG1
Product: developmentally regulated GTP binding protein 1
Exons: 7
Molecular function (GO): GTPase activity; GTP binding
Source: RefSeq, a predicted model, not a curated record
GUUUUGAUGUUGCAAAGACAGGUGAUGCCCGAAUUGGGUUUGUGGGUUUUCCAUCAGUGGGGAAAUCUACUCUUCUAAGUAAUCUUGCUGGUGUAUACUCUGAAGUGGCAGCAUAUGAAUUCACUACGCUAACGACUGUGCCUGGAGUCAUUAGAUACAAAGGAGCAAAGAUACAGCUACUUGAUCUCCCAGGAAUUAUUGAAGGUGCCAAGGAUGGUAAAGGCAGAGGACGGCAAGUCAUUGCAGUUGCUCGAACCUGUAAUCUCAUUCUGAUUGUUCUGGAUGUGCUGAAACCCCUUGGUCACAAGAAAAUAAUUGAGAAUGAACUGGAAGGAUUUGGAAUUCGUCUGAAUAGUAAGCCCCCCAAUAUUGGCUUUAAAAAAAAGGAUAAAGGAGGCAUUAACCUUACAGCCACAUGUCCUCAGAGUGAGCUGGAUACUGAAACAGUGAAGAGCAUCUUAGCAGAGUAUAAAAUUCACAAUGCUGAUGUCACACUGCGCAGCGAUGCCACUGCUGACGACCUAAUUGACGUUGUUGAAGGGAACAGGGUUUACAUCCCAUGCAUUUACGUCCUAAAUAAAAUUGACCAAAUUUCCAUCGAGGAACUAGAUAUUAUUUACAAAGUACCCCACUGUGUACCGAUAUCUGCUCAUCACCGCUGGAACUUUGAUGAUCUGCUGGAGAAAAUUUGGGACUACUUGAAGCUAGUACGAAUCUACACCAAACCUAAAGGGCAGCUCCCAGACUACACCUCUCCUGUGGUACUACCUUACUGCAAGACCACAGUGGAGGAUUUUUGCAUGAAGAUCCACAAAAAUCUCAUUAAAGACUUUAAAUAUGCACUGGUCUGGGGUUCCUCUGUUAAACAUAACCCUCAAAAAGUUGGUAAAGACCAUACUCUUGAAGAUGAGGAUGUUAUUCAGAUUGUGAAGAAAUAAAGUUGCUCUGACA